Telopea speciosissima is the source of this 408-nucleotide messenger RNA. RefSeq lists its product as uncharacterized. Lineage: Eukaryota; Viridiplantae; Streptophyta; Magnoliopsida; Proteales; Proteaceae. The coding region runs from base 1 to 408 and encodes 135 amino acids. Gene Ontology annotation, molecular function: nucleic acid binding. The record is from RefSeq and is a predicted model, not a curated record. The transcript has a single exon. Gene Ontology annotation, biological process: DNA integration.
AUGAAGGGAGUCAGUCAGGCCGAGGUCAUCCAGUUCCUCAAGAGUCACAUCAUUCACAGGUUUGGGCUUCUAGAGACUGUCAUAUGCGAUAACGGGAGCAUUUUUGUUGGGGAUGAGGUGGUGGCAUUUGUGAUUGAGUUAGGAAUAACAUUCACCCAUGCCACCCCGUACUACGUGCAAGGCAACAGACAGGCCAAGGCAAGUAAUAAGAUUCUCAAGGGGUGUUUAGCGAAGGUUGUGGAUGACAACCCACGAAGAUGGGCAGACAUGCUUUCUGAGGUAUUGUGGGCAUUCAGGAUGUCACAGCGGACCAGCAUGGCCACUACGCCCUUUGCGUUAAUGUAUGGCCACGAUGUAGUGUUACCCGUUGAAGUUAGCAUAAGAUCAGCACGGGUGGCAUUCCAGUAG